AAAUUAUAAAUGUAUAAUAUGAUAUGUUGGAUUAGGAAAACUACCAUUGUUGUUGUUCCUUCCAUAGUCUCUCAUCUGCGCUCGUGGCUUUCCCAAAUCGAAGAAGGUCCCUUGGCUACUUACACUCAGAUCUAUCUCUCUGAGAGUAGGUUUUCGAUCAGUCCGAGCAAACAUGGAUUCCGACGCGACCGUGCCACUGAGCGAGCGCCCGGAGUGGUCCGACGUUGUCCCGUUGAGUCAGGACGAUGGUCCGAACCCGGUGGUUCCGAUCGCUUACAAGGAAGACUUCCGCGAGACGAUGGAUUACUUCCGGGCGAUUUACCGCUCCGACGAGCGUUCUCCUCGCGCGCUGCGACUCACGGAAGAAGCUCUCCGCUUAAACUCCGGCAACUACACCGUGUGGCACUUCAGGCGUUUAGUACUCGAGGAGCUUGACCACGACUUGUUUGAGGAGCUCAAGUUCAUCGAAAGCAUUGCUAAGGAUAACUCUAAGAACUACCAGUUGUGGCAUCAUCGGAGAUGGGUUGCAGAGAAACUGGGUCCUGCUGUUGCAGGAAAGGAACUUGACUUUACUCGGAGCAUACUAUCAGUUGAUGCCAAACAUUAUCAUGCUUGGUCACAUAGGCAGUGGGCACUACAAGCAUUAGGUGGAUGGGAAAAUGAGCUUGAUUACUGUCAUGAGCUCCUUGAAGCUGACGUCUUUAACAACUCUGCAUGGAAUCAGAGGUAUUACGUUAUUACUAGAUCUCCUUCGUUGGGGGGCCUAAAACCCAUGAGAGAAUCUGAAGUAAGCUACACAGUCAAAGCCAUUUUAGCAAAUCCCGGGAACGAGAGCUCUUGGAGAUACCUGAAAGCCCUUUACAAAGACGACACAAAGUCUUGGAUUAGUGACCCAAGUGUUUCCUCAGUCUGUUUGAAAGUUCUCUCACGCACGGACUGCUUCCAUGGAUUCGCUCUCAGCACCGUUUUGGAUCUUCUAUGCGAUGGGUUGAGACCAACCAACGAGCAUAGAGACUCGGUGAAAGCUCUAGCUAAUGAAGAUCCAGAGACUAACUUGGCCAAUUUGGUGUGUACCAUUCUGUGUCGUGUUGAUCCUAUAAGAGCUAACUAUUGGGCAUGGAGGAAGAGCAAGAUUACAGUGGCAAUAUGACCACACUUGAAAAAGCUAUUUUUUUUUUUACGUUUUAAUCUACUGCUUUUUCAUGAAACAUACCGUACAUCAAAACAAAUCUUGAUUUUCUUGGCUUCCCUUUUUAUUUUUUUUUAUCAAUGCAAAAUCUAAUGAAUGUCAACACUAACGUGUAGUAUUGGGUUUGGAGUAUUCAAACCCGGUUUCAUCAAAUAAAAAAUACAAUCGCGGCUUGGGAUA
Molecule: messenger RNA, 1369 nt
Organism: Brassica rapa (field mustard)
Lineage: Eukaryota; Viridiplantae; Streptophyta; Magnoliopsida; Brassicales; Brassicaceae
Product: protein farnesyltransferase/geranylgeranyltransferase type-1 subunit alpha
Biological process (GO): protein farnesylation; protein geranylgeranylation
Cellular component (GO): protein farnesyltransferase complex; cytoplasm; CAAX-protein geranylgeranyltransferase complex
Molecular function (GO): protein farnesyltransferase activity; CAAX-protein geranylgeranyltransferase activity
Source: RefSeq, a predicted model, not a curated record